AUGUUGGAGGCGUCGCUUGGCAGGAACUUCUCCCACAGCAGCUUCGUGUUCAGAGGAUUUCCUGAACUGCAGAAACACCGCCGGCUGCUGGCACUGCCGUUCUCCGUCUCCUACCUGUUGGUGCUGCUGGGAAACCCCUUGCUGGUGUACGUGAUCCGCAGCGUGGAGAGUCUACACAGCCCCAUGUACCUCCUAAUCUGCAUGCUGUGCAUCGUGGACGUCCUCAUAGUCACCGCCAUCAUCCCCAACAUGCUCUUCAGCCUGCUGUUCGAUAGGGAUGAGAUCUCAUUGGCUGGCUGCUUGACGCAGAUGUUCUUCACUCACUUCCUGUCCUCACUGGAGUCAACGCUGCUGCUGGCGAUGGCGCUAGACCGCUACGUGGCCAUCUGCCACCCACUGCGCUAUGCCAAAAUCGUUGACUCCUCCAUGUUUGUGAAGCUGCUGCUCUUCACUUUGGUCCGCAGCAGCACCAUCAUGGCGGUGCUGGUCGGUUUGGCGGGGUCGCUGUGGUUCUGCAACUCCAACACGAUCCAGCACUGCUACUGUGACCACAUGGCACUGGUCAGCCUGGCAUGUGACAGCACGGAGAAAAACAGUGCAGCCGGCCUCGCUGUGAUCGUCUGCUUUGUGGGCGUGGACAUACCGCUCAUCUUCUUCUCCUACAUAAAGAUCCUGAGCGUUGUCCUGCGAACGGCGGCUGCCGAUGAGGACCGCUGGAAGGCGUUUCACACCUGCGGCACUCACCUGAUCGUCAUGAUGUGUUUCUACCUGGUGGGCAGCGUCACGUUCCUCUCUCACAACCUGAACAUCCCCAUCCCGACGGACGUCAACACCUUCAUGGGACUGAUGUACAUUCUGUUCCCAGCAACGGUCAACCCCAUCAUCUACGGCGUCCGGACUAAAGAGAUUAGGAACGGCUUUCUUAGGAUUUUCAAACUCAGAGUGAAGACGAUAAUGAAGGUGAAAGUUUCUCCUGCUGGAAAAGGACAACGUGACAGAGUCUGCUCUAAAUUAAAAAACAUUCAUUGA
Messenger RNA from Morone saxatilis (striped sea-bass), 1029 nucleotides. It is a transcript of the gene or112-1, whose product is annotated as odorant receptor, family A, subfamily 112, member 1. NCBI's taxonomy places the organism in Eukaryota, Metazoa, Chordata, Actinopteri, Moronidae. Gene Ontology annotation, molecular function: olfactory receptor activity; G protein-coupled receptor activity. Bases 1 to 1029 code for a protein of 342 amino acids. Gene Ontology annotation, cellular component: membrane. The record is from RefSeq and is a predicted model, not a curated record. Gene Ontology annotation, biological process: G protein-coupled receptor signaling pathway. The transcript has a single exon.